GCCAGGGGAGUGCUGUCCGCCACAAAGUCCCUUGGAAAACACUGGCAGCGGUUUUGCGCUCAUCAGCAUGGAAAUAUCCAAAGGAGGAGACGAGCGGUCGGCUGAGCAGGCUGCCUCUUUAUUCGGCUCGCCGGGGCUGGACAGUGAAAUGAGACAUGAGCAGGGCAAGAAGAGGAGAUCCAGGCACUGUAAAGUCAUUACCGGGGUGCUGCUGCUGUCCUUGCUGCUUCUUAUCCUGGCCAUUGUAUUGUUUACGAAGCAGCGAUGUGACGUCAAAGUGAUGAGCUGCAGGAAUAGGUGUGUUACAGGGAGGAGGGACAGCGCUGCAUCCUGCCACUGUGACCCGUCCUGCGAGGCUGAGGGGUCCUGCUGUUUGGACUACCGGGAAGUGUGCCUGGAGCCCAGUCAGCGCUGGACUUGCUCCAAAUUUCGCUGCGGUGAGGAGCGUUUGGCCGACAGCCUGUGCUCCUGCGCCAGUGACUGUGAGAAAGUAGGCGACUGCUGUGUUAACUAUAGCAACGUAUGUAAAGUUGGAGUGAAGAGUUGGCUGGAGGAUGAGUGUGAGGAAAUUCAACAGGAGCAGUGUCCAGCAGGUUUUUCCAAGUCUCCUGUGAUCCUGGUGUCCAUGGACGGGUUCAGGGCGGGGUAUAUGAAAGCCUACGGCGGCCUCCUCCCAGUCAUCACCAAGUUACGCAACUGUGGCACAUCGACACCGUAUAUGAGGCCUGCUUAUCCCACAAAGACCUUUCCGAAUCACUACACCAUCGUGACCGGUCUCUAUCCCGAGUCUCAUGGAAUUGUGGACAACAAAAUGUACGAUGUGACCCGAAAUGCCACCUUCAGCCUGAAAAUCGCAGAGAAAUUCAACCCACAGUGGUACCAAGGCGAGCCUGUCUGGCUUACUGCCAUGCGUAACAACCACAAAACAGCAACUUUUUUCUGGCCUGGCUCAGACGUGGCUGUCAGUGGCAAGUUCCCAGAUUUCUACAAGAAAUACGAUAAGAACAUUCCUUUCGAGAAGAGAGUUUCAACAUUGUUUGAAUGGCUCAGUUUACCUCAGGGACAAAGACCUGACUUCUACACUUUGUACCUGGAGGAACCUGACUCAUCAGGCCAUCGUUACGGACCAGCAAGCAGCCAAGUGAUCGAGGCCUUGCUGAGAGUGGACAAGAUCCUGGGCAUGCUGAUGGACGGCCUCAAGCAGAGAAACCUGCACCGCUGUGUCAACUUGGUCUUCCUAUCUGACCAUGGAAUGGAGGAGGCAUCCUGUAAAAAGGCAGUGUUUUUGUCCUCCUACCAGGACAACACUGAUGAUUUCAAUGUCAUCCAAGGCCCUGCCGCUCGCGUCAGACCCAAGCGCCUGCCAGAGGAUUUCUAUUCCUUCGACUAUGAGGGGCUGGUGAAGAACCUGUCGUGCAGGACCCCUGACCAGCCAAUGAGGCCUUACCUCAAAGAAAACCUUCCCAAACGCCUGCACUUUGCUAACAACGUCCGUAUAGAGCGGGCCCACCUCUACAUGAAGCCCACUUGGCAGGCAGCGCUUGAUAUGAAGGAAAUCAAGUACUGUUCCGGAGGAUUCCACGGCUCAGAUAACGUCUUCAAAAACAUGCAGGCUGUUUUCUUCGGCUACGGUCCAGCACUUAAACACAAAACUGUCGUCCCCCCGUUUGAGAACAUCGAGGUUUACAACCUCUUGUGUGAUCUCCUUGACGUUUCUCCUGCUCCAAACAAUGGGACUCAUGGCAGUCUGAACCACCUCCUGAAGAGGCCUGUGUACCUCCCAGUUCACCCGGCGCAGCUCUCUCACGAUGUCCCCUGUGAGGCCAGCAGCCCCGUCCCGGCUGGCGACCUGCAGUGCACGUGUAGCUCCCACACCACGACAGAUGAGGAAAAUAUGAACAGACAGCUAAUCGCAACUAAUUCUAGCUCUAAAGUCAGCAUACGCCGCCUCCACGUUCCCUAUGGAGUCCCGCGAGUUCUCCAGGAAAACGCUGACUACUGUGUGUUGCACCACUCUGACUACCUCAAUGGAUACAGCAAAGACCUUCUCAUGCCUCUAUGGGUGGCUUAUACCAUUCAGCCUCUGACCAGCGUCCAACCCCUGAGCCCGGAGCUGGAGGCGUGUGUUCGUGCAGACGUACGCGUCCCUGCGCUCGCCAGCCAGAAGUGUCUGCGGUACAGAGAUGACCCCGCUCUGUCCUAUGGCCUGCUGCAUCCCCCCAACCUAAGUGCCAGUGGAACAGAAGCAGACUCUCUCAUCACAAGCAACAUGGCACCAAUGUUCCCGGCAUUUAAAGAUGUUUGGACCCAUAUCCAUGGAGUCCUGGUUCCAAAAUACUCGCAGCAGCUGAAUGGAGUGAACAUCAUGAGCGGCCCCAUAUUUGACAAAGAUUAUGAUGGAAGGUUUGAUGCGCCCAAAGCAGCCACAGUGAACGAGGCUCCCAUCCCGACACACUUCUUUCUGAUCCUGACCAGCUGUGGGAACUCGUCCUUCAGCGUCGGUAGCUGCGAGGGUCCACUGCAGGCCCGCUCCUUUGUCCUGCCCCAUCGGCCGGACCACACAGAGACCUGUGCCAAUGGGACGGACUUCUCGUGGGUGGAGGACUGGCUCCAGCUUCACGUCGCUCGGGUCCGAGACGUCGAGCUCCUGACGGGACUCAGUUUCUACCACGACAGGAUAUCAGUCGAGGAGACGCUACUCCUCAAGACAUUUCUGUACACUGUUUAAAAUCACAUAUCAGAGGUCAAAUGAAGAUUUAAAUUCGUAACAGAAGCCAUAUUGGUCUGCACAAAGGCCAUUUUUUUGGUCCAUGGUGACAUACUGUAGUCAGUGUGUUAGUGGCUUUAACAGGUGCCUCAUUUAUAAAAAGCUGCUCAUGCUUCCAGCCAGUCUCUUGCCACAUCAUUACGAUUCCAGCAUUGUCCAGUUGUGUGCAAUUUUCUGCAAUUAUAUAUAUAUAUGAGUAUAAAAUAAUUAAUUUAAUCAGUUGUGUGAAUGUCAUAGAUCUGUCCUUUAUUUGUUUUUGAUCAUACUUUCUGAGGUGAUUCCUCACUGGGAUUGAGAAUAAAAGUCAGAGAAUGUUUUUUAUAAAUGAGGCUCCACAACUCUGUACCAAAGACACCAUCACAAUUUGCUGAGUGGCUCCACUAAUUAAUGCAAAAGAAACCAAAACAUUUUCUGUAGUACAAUGGCUGGGGAAUUUCGGGAAAUCCCAGACAAUCUGGAAACGUUUGUUUCACCCGGUUGCUGUCAGGCGUUCCUACCACACAUUCGGAUCCAGAUGUUUGUGAUCUGGAAAAGAGCUGAACACCCAAGAUGAGAAGUUUGGUCAAAGAAUAACAAAGUUUUAGUCUACGAUGGGAAAUCACAAGAAACCAUGUUUUCCAUGCAGUCAUGCAAUAUGGAAUAAUAUUUUUCUAUUUUGUUUAUACAGUGUCAAUGCUGUUUUUUUUAAGCAUUUUGUAAAUUUUUUAAAGUUUUUUUGUAAAUACAUGUGGGGAAGAGCAGGAGAAUUAAAAUUUUGAUGUAAUUAUUGCAUUUGUAUGUGUGUGUGUGUGUGUGUGUGUGUGCGUAUGCCUGUGUGUGUGUGUGUGUGUGUGUGUGUGUGUGUGUGUGUACUGGUUGAAAUUCGCUUGGGAGCAAAAGAGCCAGCAGUGACCUUCACUCUUUGGUCUUUCAUCUUUCCUCUCCACAGCGACUGUCUGGCAGUCAAGGAUGGCAUCAUUUGUGGAAAAGAUAACACUUGAACACAUCCUUACCAUUUCCACUGUUUUUGUGUCGCAGCAGUUUUCAAAAUUGUCAGAAAUGGCAGCUAUGGAAAAAUACACAAUUUCACAUAAAGACUCUUUUAUACUGAC
This is a messenger RNA of Myripristis murdjan (pinecone soldierfish), 3858 nucleotides long. RefSeq names its product ectonucleotide pyrophosphatase/phosphodiesterase 1 (gene enpp1). Gene Ontology annotation, biological process: regulation of bone mineralization; inorganic diphosphate transport; negative regulation of fat cell differentiation. The record is from RefSeq and is a predicted model, not a curated record. Lineage: Eukaryota; Metazoa; Chordata; Actinopteri; Holocentriformes; Holocentridae. Bases 68 to 2728 code for a protein of 886 amino acids. The transcript has 25 exons. Gene Ontology annotation, molecular function: metal ion binding; nucleic acid binding; phosphodiesterase I activity. Gene Ontology annotation, cellular component: cell surface.